This is a messenger RNA of Cyprinus carpio (common carp), 4046 nucleotides long. RefSeq names its product TBC1 domain family member 16-like. Gene Ontology annotation, cellular component: early endosome. NCBI's taxonomy places the organism in Eukaryota, Metazoa, Chordata, Actinopteri, Cypriniformes, Cyprinidae. The record is from RefSeq and is a predicted model, not a curated record. Gene Ontology annotation, biological process: activation of GTPase activity. Gene Ontology annotation, molecular function: GTPase activator activity.
AGCAGCGGAAUGUCAGUGGGCGGAGCGUCAAAUGGCGGCGCGCCGAGUGAAGCGUCAUUCAGCACCGUAGCCUGGAUCUGUAAUAUACGCGUCGGACGCGCCGCUUCUGAUAUGGACGUGUAGCGACGGUUGUAAUCGUUUCUGGUACUGAAGAGGAUGGGAGCAGUGAGUGGUCACUGGAGGAGAUGUCAUUCGGUCGACUCCUGCGACGUGCAUCCUCCAAAGCCUCUGACCUUUUGACGUUUAACGUGGGCACGGGAGGAUCACGGACCGUGCUGGAUGGAGAGAUCAUCUUCUCCAAGAACAAUGUGUGUGUUCACCCGGCCGAGCCCCUGCCCGGACUGCCUGAACAUCACCCAGGAUACCUUUGUGUGCACCUGGAGAAAGAUGAGGCCCUCGGCUCCACCCUCAUCCUCACCUGGGUGCCCAACUCUCGCAUCCAGCGGCAGGACGAGGAGGCACUCCGUUACAUCACGCCUGAAAGCUCACCCGUCCACCGCAACCCCCGCCGCCGAGCCCACCGGAGCCACUCUCGCCCGUCGCCCGCCCCCGAGGAAGAGGAGGAUGAAGAGGGGCCAGAGCCGGCCUCACAGAACCAGCAGCUUUUGGAAGAAGGCGAUGAAGGCUCCUGCGAGCUCUCUGCGGACGAGGUGAGUCGGGACAGCACCCUCGGCUCAGACUCAGACACCUUCUCCUCGCCCUUCUGCCUGUCGCCAGUCAGCGAGGCUCUGGGCGAGAGCAGCAGCUCCAUCUUCCUGGAUAAUGAGAGCAGGGAGUGCGAUGAACCCAUGGCUCACUCUGCAAGCUCGGCCUCCAGUCUGGACAGCCACGCCCCCUCCGAAAGCAGCCAAUCACAGGGGGUUCGGUGGGAGGAGCAGCAGAAGGUCAUGGCAUUAGAGCAAUUAUGUGGGGUGUUCAGAGUUGACCUGGGCCACAUGAGGUCACUGCGUCUCUUCUUCAGCGAUGAAGCCUGCACCUGUGGCCAGCUGGUCAUCGCCAGCAGAGAGAGCCAGUACAAGAUCCUUCACUUCCACCACACGGGGCUGGAUAAACUGGCCGAGGUGUUUCAGCAGUGGAAAUGCUGCAGGGAGACGCAGCUCAAAGACCAGGUGUCGGAUGAGAAGUCAUGCAUGCAGUUUUCUAUCCGUAGACCCACGUUACCGUCUGCCGAGACGCACCCAGAGGAGCGUCUGUAUCGGCGGCUGGACGUCAGCUCUUGGCUUCGGCAUCUCAACAACAGCGGACAGGUGCUGGAGGAGUACAAGCUCAGGAAGGCGAUCUUCUUCGGGGGCAUCGACCCAUCCAUCCGUGGUGAAGUGUGGCCCUUCCUGCUGCACUACUACAGCUAUGAGUCCGCCUCUGAGGAGCGUGAAGCCUGGAGACUGCAGAAGCGUGUGGAGUACCAGGAGAUCCAGCAGAGGAGGUUGUCCAUGAGUCCAGAGCAGCACAGUGAGUUCUGGAGGAAGGUGCAGUUCACUGUUGAUAAAGAUGUUGUCAGAACUGACCGAAGCAACAUGUUCUUUAGAGGAGAGAACAACCCCAAUGUAGAAAUCAUGAGACGUAUCCUGUUGAACUACGCCGUGUUUAACCCAGACAUGGGCUACUGUCAGGGCAUGUCUGACCUGGUGGCUCCUCUUCUGACCGAGAUCCAGGAUGAGAGCGACACGUUCUGGUGCUUCGUGGGUCUCAUGGAGAACACCAUCUUCAUCAGCUCUCCUAGAGAUGAGGAUAUGGAGAGGCAGCUGAUGUACCUGCGUGAGCUCCUGCGGCUGAUGCUGCCUCGCUUCCACCAGCAUCUGACCCGGCUGGGUGAGGACGGCCUUCAGUUGCUGUUUUGCCACCGCUGGGUUCUUCUGUGUUUCAAGCGCGAGUUCCCUGAUGCUGAAGCCCUGCGCAUGUGGGAGGCCUGCUGGGCACAUUAUCAGACGGACUACUUCCACCUGUUCCUGUGUGUCGCCAUCAUCGUGCUGUACGGCGAUGAUGUCACCGAGCAGCAGCUCGCUACAGACCAAAUGCUGCUGCACUUUAGUAACCUCCACACACACAAAUGUAGAGAGCUGGUGCUGAGGAAGGCACGUAGCCUGCUCUAUCAGUUCCGCCUUCUUCCCAGAAUUCCUUGCAGCUUACACGACUUGUGUAAACUGUGCGGGCCCGGAAUGUGGGAUAGCCGUUACAUCCCAGCCAUAGAAUGUUCCGGAGAGCAUCCUGACUCUCAGAGCUGCCCCUAUGGAGGCAGCGCCUCUCCCGAGAGCCCACCCUUACCCAGCCCCAACCAGCCCAACGAGGGCAAGAGGGGCUCCAAGACACGAGACAUUUUCACUUUCCACAAGCACUCCUGACUCGAGCACACCUCAGGAACACCGAUACCCAUAAGGCUUAGCCUCUGAGCCACAUUUCAGGUCUCCAUUGUGUUGUACUCAACCUCUGGUAUGAAUCAUUGCCUUGUGCAUAAAUGGAACCAAUGUUGACAACCUCUUUUGGAGGUUGAGGAGCUUCAUCAACUUGUGUUUCAUCAAUAAUCCACAAGUACAAUUAUCACAAGCAAUCAAGACUAAGUCUUCAUCCACCUUUCAUUAAGUCACAUCUUGUGGACUGACAUCUUGGAAUAUUUUUGCCUUUUUUUUUUUAUAUCGACAAUGUAUGCAUGUGUUAAUGUUUGUGUGUGUGGUUUGUUACCACAGUCGAAGGACAUUUGUGUUUAUUCUCUUUAGUUUGGGUUUGAUCGCAUAUAUUUGUUCCUUCUUAUGUGCAAUUCUAUGAAUCAAACAGUCAGCCAAUAUGAAGUGGGAUACUGUUAUCAGUGGCUCUCUGACAUCAAAACAUUGUUUUAUGAUCAUCUAUGCCUUUCAUAUCCUCACAAUAAAUAUUAUGAUAUAUAGAUGGGAGGAGAUCAUCUUAUCAUGAGUCCUUGAAGAUCUUGAAGUCAAUGUGAAAUCAAAAUUGAUGCUAUAAUCUGACAUUACUUUUUUUUUCAACAUUAUGCCACAGUUUUAUAGGGUUUAUUAUUUAAGGUAAAUACAUUAGAAUGUCAAUAAAUUUCCCAACUGAGCAUUAAUUUAGGCCUACCUAAAUGCUAUUUGCACUUUUGUGUGUUUUUUUGUUGAGAAAUAUUGUGUUUGUGUUGAUGUGGUAAACUCUCAGCUAUAGCAGAAGGUCUUAAUCUUCUUCUCCGGAACAGAAUGAGCUUAAAAACCAAAAACCCAAGAGGGAGUUUGAUUUUAAUUAGUUUAUCUGGCGGCUGAAUGGUUGAAAGAGAGCGCGCGCUCUCAGAGAUUAGACACCGUGCUUGAGUGCGCGUGAACGUGAGGGUGCCUGGCGUCUUCGUGGAUCCCCAGAGCCUCUUUAAAAAGCUGAUAUCGGCAAAUUGCUGUCAAAAGGUAACAUUAGACUCUCUAGAUGCAGUCUCCGUCAGUGACAUCAUUAUGGUUUUCGCUUAGCCAUUAGGCGAACAGGCUGCGCCUCUCACGAGUCCCAGAGAGCACUGAGGCACGGCCGAGGGAUCUAAAGAGAGUAACGGGAUGAUGACAUGCUUGUGAAAUAAUUAGAGGACGUGCAUGAGGGUGCUGAGCCACUUUCCAUUCACGUUAUCUGCCUGCUGCUUUACGUGAUGUUUUUAUGCAUCAAAGCUUUUGCUGAUUACGCAGUCGUUUUAUAUUUACUGUUGAUAGUCUAAUGUCAGGGGCAAUAUCUGCUCACUCCUCUACUGUUUUAGCAACACCAAUUUACGAAAAUAUAGGAUGUUUGCAUGCUCGAGUCAAUUAAGCAGAGUCUUGUUGUUAUCGAACCACACAGAACUCAUUUUGCAUUUAAAGACAAGACACACAAGGCGGUGGAAUGUCUCGAGACACGCCAUUAGUGUAUUCUAUAUCCACCUUUUUCUUGUCGUAUAAAUGGGAGCGGCCAUUUAUUAAUUCUGUGGGUCUGGCUUCCGGUCUCAUCUCCGGCCACUCCGUCCAGAUAUUUUUAGCUGAACAAAACAGUUCGUUUUGCUACUUGAUAUUGAAAGGUGGUGUGUCUUAUCAUAUUAUUUUAAUGUAUUAUCUUAA